Messenger RNA from Coregonus clupeaformis (lake whitefish), 714 nucleotides. Its product is annotated as excitatory amino acid transporter 5-like. The record is from RefSeq and is a predicted model, not a curated record. NCBI's taxonomy places the organism in Eukaryota, Metazoa, Chordata, Actinopteri, Salmoniformes, Salmonidae. Gene Ontology annotation, molecular function: L-glutamate transmembrane transporter activity; neutral L-amino acid transmembrane transporter activity; glutamate:sodium symporter activity. Gene Ontology annotation, biological process: L-glutamate transmembrane transport. Bases 1 to 714 code for a protein of 237 amino acids. The transcript has 6 exons. Gene Ontology annotation, cellular component: plasma membrane.
AUGUUGCAAUUGAGCCCCAGUAUGAAGCCCCUUCCUUACUCAACUAUCUCUCUUUCUCUCUCAAGUUCUGCCACUCUGCCCAUCACUAUGAAGUGCUUGCUGGAGAACUGCAAUGUGGAUCGGCAGAUAGCACGCUUCGUGCUGCCUGUGGGGGCCACCAUCAACAUGGAUGGAACGGCUCUUUAUGAGGCCGUGGCGACCAUCUUUAUCGCCCAGGUCAACGAUUAUGAGCUGGACUUUGGCCAGCUGGUCACCAUUAGUAUAACAGCUACAGCUGCCAGCAUAGGUGCUGCUGGGAUUCCCCAGGCCGGCCUCGUUACCAUGGUGAUUGUCUUGACAUCAGUGGGUCUGCCGCCUGAUGACAUCACUCUCAUUGUGGCCAUCGACUGGGUGCUGGACCAAUUCCGAACCAUGAUCAACAUGCUUGGAGACGCCCUGGCAGCAGGAAUCAUCGGCCACUUACGUCGGAAAGACAUAAGAGCAAUAGUAAUGGAGGGAUCUGCAGCUGCUAACACCAUCUCCCAGUACACCUUGGCCAUAGUCAUCUAUGUGUACAUCCUAUGGAGAGGGCUGCACAAAGCCACCUGGGACGGCUCGUGCCAGACCCUUUUGACCAAUGAGCAGAGUCCGGUGGGUGUGGUUCUGUCUGUCAGGCAUCUGGUUCUUCGGCGUGGGCUGGCUGUGGUCGUCAUGCUGCUCAGCCUUGCAGUCUGA